AUGUCUAUGGGCUCAAACUUGAUGCCCCCACCGCCACCACCUCCUCAGCAGCAGCACCAGUCUCUCGACCAGCACCAUUCGGCCGAUGUUCUGGCAGCGGCCACAUUAUUACAGAAUGGAUCUUCAUCAAGAUCCAACAACACAAGUUCCAGCGCAAUGUUCAGCAACAACAACCGAGACGUGACGCAUUCCCUGGGCCCUCCGGUGGGCCACCUAAGGCACCAGCCCAUGGAGGAUUUCAAACGAGCAGAGCGAGGUAGCGUUGCUCAGACCGACCUGACCGAAAACCACGACGGCACCUUCGCAGACAUGUUCUUCGGCCCGGCGCCCGGCGAAAGAGUGAAUACCCAACGAACGAGCCAGGCUCCGAUCGAUAUCCAGUGGGGUACAGACGCCCGGUUUGGCCGCUCCGAUGCCUUCGUUCCCGACCCCAAAGAAUCAUACGACGCCCUGUCAAAGGGCCAGCUGAGAUACAUGGAAUGUCUGGAACGGAGUGAAAGCACAAACAACACACGGCCCCCAAGCCCGAAUGGCGAACAUGCUUUAGGGAAGGGACACAGCCGGAAAUCUUCCGAGGUCUUGAAGAAGGAGGAGGAUGUCGACGCUCCCCCACGCAAGAGGAGGAAAAGCAGGAACACCAAGGAAGACAUCGACGAGGAGGAUGAGGAGAGCGGCCCUUCGACAAAGGCAGCCCGGAAGCGAAAGACGAAGACGGAGCCUUCUGCCACACCACCAGCAGAGAAUGGAACAGCGAGCCGCAGACGCAAGUCAGGGACGGGCGCCAAACCGCCCCGUGAGAACCUGACGGAGGCUCAGAAACGCGAAAACCAUAUCCGAAGCGAGCAGAAGCGACGGACUCUGAUCAAGGAAGGCUUUGACGAUCUUUGCGAUCUUGUACCUGGCCUAAAAGGUGGCGGCUUCAGCAAGAGCACCAUGCUUACAAUGGCGGCCGAGUGGCUGGAAGAUAUGGUCAAGGGUAAUGAGGAGCUGAAGGCUCAGCUUAACGCACUUUAG
Molecule: messenger RNA, 1014 nt
Organism: Colletotrichum chrysophilum
Lineage: Eukaryota; Fungi; Ascomycota; Sordariomycetes; Glomerellales; Glomerellaceae
Exons: 1
Coding region: 1-1014 (337 amino acids)
Biological process (GO): regulation of transcription by RNA polymerase II
Molecular function (GO): DNA-binding transcription factor activity, RNA polymerase II-specific; RNA polymerase II cis-regulatory region sequence-specific DNA binding; protein dimerization activity
Source: RefSeq, a predicted model, not a curated record